This is a messenger RNA of Guillardia theta CCMP2712, 573 nucleotides long. RefSeq lists its product as hypothetical. Gene Ontology annotation, biological process: monoatomic cation transport. Gene Ontology annotation, molecular function: monoatomic cation transmembrane transporter activity. The record is from RefSeq and is a predicted model, not a curated record. The transcript has a single exon. The annotation marks the transcript as partial. NCBI's taxonomy places the organism in Eukaryota, Cryptophyceae, Pyrenomonadales, Geminigeraceae.
GGUCGAAAUCGUAUCAGGGAUCGAUCCUACUUCGGCAGCUCGCUAUGGGACUUGAUCGUCAGGAGGAGCUCAGUGCUUACCACUUUGAUGAUCCUCCAGUCCAUGAGCUCCGUGGUGCUCUCGCACUACGAGCAGCUGAUCCAGGAGAACGUCUUCCUCGCGCUGUUCCUCACGAUGCUCAUAGGGACCGGAGGGAACGCGGGGAACCAGAGCUCGUCCUUGGUAAUCCGAGGGAUGAGCACCGGGGAGAUCAACACCAAGAACAUGCUCAAGGUGUUGCUGAGGGAGGUGCUGGCAUCCAGCGCCAUCGGGUUGAUCCUGGCGGCCGCUGCCUUCGUCAGGGUGAUGAUUACUCACGGGUCCAACAUCACCGCAGCCUUCAUCGUGUCCGCUGCCACCUUCUUGACCAUCGUCGGGGCGAUCGCUGGGGGGACAGUCGUUCCUCUCGCGCUGGAGAGGGCUGGUCUGGACCCGUGCCACAUCAGCUCGCCGAUGCUGGCGACUCUGACUGACAUCAUGGGGGUUUUGAUCCUUUGCAUGAUCUCGUCGGCAAUCCUUGGCAAAGUGGGUUGA